CGUAAUAAAAACAAAACAACCCAUAACCCCACCUCCCCCUUCUCUGACUUCUCUUGUAGCUAAUUCCUUUGUGGAUAUAUCAUUGGCACUAUACACUUACUUCCUGCUUGCAGCAAAUGGGGCUCUGGGUUUUGUGGGAGGGGUGGAAUGUGGUGGACCAGAUGGACCUCAAAAGUUCUUUCCAGCUCUGUUAUUCAUAGUGUGGGGUUGUUGUUUUGAUUAAAAGCAUGCGUUAUACAAACUGUGCAAAAGUUUUGCCUUUUGAGUGCCACUUUUUUUAAAAAAGCAAGUGGCAUUUCCAAGAACCUUCCACACAUGUCUCAUCUUAGUCAUUGGUAGAACUGUGGCAUGAUGACGUGUAUGGGGUUGGGAUGUGCUGUGAAAAUACCUUGAAUUACUUGGAAUUAUAUGGAAGAGAUUGGGCUAUGUAUAAAAGAAGAAGCAAGUGGCUUCUUCCCACUUGGAAGCACCAUUGUGUCAGUUUUAAAUAACACUUUGGUGGUGGGGACAUUUUUUAGUUCUCUUUGUGAAAUGUUGCGCCCACUUCAUAACCCACAGUAUACAAUUUCAUUCCAACCUCGCUGAGAAACACUGAGUGGCAUUUUAUCUUUGACAGAGUAAAUGUGACAGGAUAAAUGUGGUUUGUAUUGAUUUCUGUGUCUAGUGCAAGAAACGUCUCAAUCCUAUUAUGAAUUGGUGCUGAAUGCUCUGAGAGACAAAAAUGAAAUGGAACAAGCAUUACUAGGAGUGGAGAAGAAAAGGCUGGAAAACAAAGAUACAGAGAUCUCAGAUCUGAAAUCCAGCCUGCAGUCGCUGACGGAGAGUUUGGAGCAGCUCACAGCCCAGCAGAAAGAGCAACACUUGAAGCUCUGUGAGCGGUUGGAACACCUGCAGCUCCCUAGCCUCCUGGCUGAUUUGCAAACAUUCAUUUCUGCACCCAGAGUACCAAUUCAUAUAAAGGACAGUGUUUCCCAGACUUCCCCAGACAUGAUGUCCAAACAGGUACCUAACAAUUCCCACUCAAGUGAUGCUCCUCCAGGCAGCCGGGUCAUUUCGGCUGCCACAGCCUCACAGGGCAAAGAAAAUGCUGACAUUCAGCAGAGCAGCCGUUCUGGGGCUGGGAGCCGUGAUGCUGACCGUCCUGAUUGCACCUGCCGCUCCAGUGCAGCCACUGCUGCAGGCAGCCACCAGGAAUGCUUGUCAUAUACUCAAGGACCAAGUCUAUCCACACCACUGAGGAAAGUGAUCAAGAAAGGCAGUCGGGCAAAGGGACUUAACACUCCAAAGCAGCCACUGUUGAACUGGACUCACAACGACAGUGCAAACAGCCACAAAAGUGAAAAGCUUGCCAGAGAGAGCAUGGUACAAAUUAAAGGUGGAGGAAGCAGGAUGAAAAGAGAACCCCCAAAAUAUAGUGAGAGGAAAACACUUUAUUCCUCCAGGAAAGGAGGGAAUCAUUCAAAGGUUACUACUAAUGCCAGACAAGGGUUUUCUAAGUCCAUCAAGUCUCCACACCUUCUGCUCCAAUUCCAUGAAAAUUCACAGAAUAUACCAAAUAUGCCAGUAACGUCCGGAGUUAAAAAGAAAGUGGAUCUUUCUUGUUCAAAAAACAAUAGUUUCUGGGCAGGCUCCUCUCCAGAAAGCUCCUUUUCCGAAAACCAAGUGAGAUGGCUCAAUCUCUCUGAUGAUUACUCAUCUGCUUGUGGUAAACCAGCCCAGCAGAAGACUAGAACAUAUUGCCCGUUAUUUUUUGACAGUGAUUUUUCUGAUUAAGAGUGUUCUCUAAAAGAUGCUUCUUGUAUGUAAUCAUCUUAGUAAUAUGUUGUUAUGAAAACCUUUUGUGCAUCACAAGCAGUAAUAUGCUCCUUUCUGCAAAACUCCCAAAAUGCAUCACUAUAACCUUGAGCAAAAUUAUCUAUACCUGGCUUCCUUUUAAAAAAAAAUGCAUUGGGCCUAUUAAGAUGUUCCUUAACCAGAUAGAAAACCUGGGGUAAGUCUCAGACUUCCUCAUCCUUCACAAUCUGAUCUUAGGCUGUUCCAUAGUCUAAUAAAAGCAGGAACUCCGUUGAACCUGCCUCCCCCGCAGAAUCCAUCCCCAGAAAGAAUAACUGAUCUCUGCGGUGGCAUUUUGGGAGAUACACUAUGUUCAAACAAAAUACAGCAUAGAUCUGCCUUCAUUUUCUUCCCGUGUCAAGGAGAUGGGAGGAGAUUGUACAUGUGCCUGAGACACUUAAAGGGCUGAGACAUCUCAACAGACCCUUUGAUAUCCUCCUUCUCCCCCGAAAGUGUGUCAUCUAAAAACAGAACAAAACCUGUUAUGUGUGUUGUGUCCAAUAAAGCAGUUAUUGUUUACUUCGGGCAGUGCUGGUACAGUGGGUUUGGGCAGGGGAACAGAGUAAAAGAUGCAAUUGCUUUUAUUUCUGAUGUGACUGUUUGAAAGUGUUAGUUAAGAGUGCAUAAUAAAAGUCCAAUAGAUAGUUAUUGGCGCGCUACCAAUAAAGUUGGAAACGUUCUUGUAA
This is a messenger RNA of Podarcis muralis (Common wall lizard), 2519 nucleotides long. Lineage: Eukaryota; Metazoa; Chordata; Lepidosauria; Squamata; Lacertidae. The record is from RefSeq and is a predicted model, not a curated record.